CCCGCGGCUCUCCUCCCCCGGCCGGCUCUCGGGGGGCUCGGACACCCCCGCCCCGGCAGCGAGAAUCGGAGCGCUCCGGGACGGGGGUGGGGUGCCCCUCGGUUCUUCCUCACCCCCUGCUCCCUGAAAGCGCGGAGCGGGCGGGAGCCAGGGCAAGCGGCGGAGGUGUGAGCCCAAAGCCCCGAGCCCGGAGCGCGGCGCACGCCCCCUCCGCCGCUUCGCUCCCCCCGGGGCCUCCGCGCAUCCUCCCCUGCCCAUUGGCUCCGCGGCGGGGGGGCCGCGGCCCUAUAUAAAGGCAGGGUCGGGAGGCUCCAGAAGGGGUUAAAAAAAACCCCAAACAACAAACCCAAAACCCCAAAGACCGCCCGCCCCACCCCAAACCCCGCAGCCGCCUCUGCCACCGGAGCCGCGCUCCCCGCAGCCCGCCGCGCCCGCCCGGCGGGGAGCGCCUCCCGCCCGGCCAUGGAGCGCUGCUGAGCGGCCCCCGGGGCCAGCGGAGCGGAUCAUGAACCUGGUGGGGGGCUACCAGCAUCACCACCACCACCACCAUCACCACCACAUGCUGCACGAUCCUUUCCUCUUCGGGCCGGCGGCGCGGUGCCACCAGGAGCGCGCCUACUUCCCCGGCUGGGUGCUCAACCCGGCCGAGGCCACCCCCGAGCUCGCCGGGCAGAGCCCGAACUACGGCUCCGCCGAGUACGGCCCGGCCGGCCCGGGGCGGCUGGAGGCUCUCAGCGGCCGCCUGGGACGGCGAAAAGGUGUCGGGGGACCCAAGAAGGAGCGGCGGAGGACGGAGAGCAUCAACAGCGCCUUCGCCGAGCUCCGCGAGUGCAUCCCCAACGUGCCCGCCGACACCAAGCUCUCCAAGAUCAAGACCCUGCGCCUGGCCACCAGCUACAUCGCCUACCUGAUGGAGGUGCUGGCCAAGGACAGCCAGCCCGGGGACACCGAGGGCUUCAAAGCCGAACUCAAGAAGGCGGACGGCAGGGAGAACAAGAGGAAAAGGGAGACGCAGCCCGAGGUCUAUUCGCAGCCUCUGGGUCACGGCGAGAAGAAGCUGAAGGGCCGGACGGGUUGGCCCCAGCAGGUCUGGGCUCUGGAACUGAACCCCUGAGAGCUACCCGCCCGCCCCUCCAUGUGCAAUGUCGGAGAGAGCCCAGCCCGGCCCCGGAGCCCAUCCAGGCGAAGGAUACGGGGAGCCGGCCCGGCUGCCCCCCGCCCGGAGGGAUGCUCCGCGGGAGAGAGGCGAGAGCGCUUUGCGGGCUCGGUCCUGCCCGCCUCGUCGGCAGCGGGGACCAGCUGGGCCCUUUCCCCCUGUCCCCUUCCCGCAUUUGCAGUAAUCGUUGCUCCCUCCCGCUGCCAGCAGCGACCCGCGGCUCCUGCCCUGCCGGGCCGGACUGGAGCGGUUCGAUUCGUUCGCUGUUGUAAAUACGAGCCCCCGAUCCCCUCUCCCCGUCCGCUGCCUGACCGACGUGUGGCUGCGGUGAAACUACCUAGAGGUGCAUUUGGGAACACUCCUGUGCCGGGUUUUCUACCUCAGAUCUGCAUGACCACUUCCCGAGGGACCGAGCGCGCCACACCACGUAU
Messenger RNA from Pyrgilauda ruficollis (rufous-necked snowfinch), 1587 nucleotides. RefSeq names its product heart and neural crest derivatives expressed 1 (gene HAND1). Lineage: Eukaryota; Metazoa; Chordata; Aves; Passeriformes; Passeridae. Gene Ontology annotation, molecular function: RNA polymerase II transcription regulatory region sequence-specific DNA binding; protein dimerization activity; DNA-binding transcription factor activity, RNA polymerase II-specific. The coding region runs from base 506 to 1114 and encodes 202 amino acids. The record is from RefSeq and is a predicted model, not a curated record. Gene Ontology annotation, biological process: regulation of transcription by RNA polymerase II; heart development. The transcript has 2 exons.